Messenger RNA from Tetranychus urticae (two-spotted spider mite), 1023 nucleotides. RefSeq names its product protein OPI10 homolog. Gene Ontology annotation, molecular function: nuclear import signal receptor activity; Hsp70 protein binding. Gene Ontology annotation, cellular component: cytosol; nucleus. The record is from RefSeq and is a predicted model, not a curated record. NCBI's taxonomy places the organism in Eukaryota, Metazoa, Arthropoda, Arachnida, Trombidiformes, Tetranychidae. Gene Ontology annotation, biological process: protein import into nucleus.
GGAAAAUGUGAGGUGAAUAAGCUUAGUUUUGUUUUGCUUACACUUCCUUUAAGAAACUCUUCUUUUUGUUUGGUAUUUAAUUGUGUUCCUACCGAUAAUUUUCUGUUCGACAUGUCACUUUUUGGUAUUAUUGUCAGUGGUCGAUUGGUACAAACAGAUUUCCAACCUGUUGAUGCUGGUAAAUUUUUAAUAACCAUACCUAGUCCUGAGAGUAUCAAUCACAUUGUUGUCUUCCUUACCGGUGCUCAACCUUUGCCUCUUGAAGUUGGUGCCAGUGUCUAUUUUUCAUGGCCUGAUCCAAUUAGCCCACCUACAUGGCAAUACUUGGGUUACAUUUCAAAUGACAAACCAUCGGCCAUAUUCCGUAUAACCAAAUUGAAAACCUCAACACCAUCUAAUACAUUCGGAUUUUCCCAGCCCAUAGUAGCUCAAUAUGCUCAGAUUGGUAUUUCUUGUGAACCUCUGGCUCAAAUUCAACAAUUAACUGCCGACAUCUCAGUUAAUCCCACUGCUGCGGACUCUGUACUCACCUAUGCUGCUAAAACCGCCGAGAAUUUAUUUAAUUAUACUUGUUCAUUUGCUCGGACUCUUCUUACAGACACUAAUGAACAGUUUGUACCCCUCUCUAUUAUUCAUCAAUGGUAUCAGAACUUCAUGAGAAGACUGGAACAGGAUCCAACGUUUAUGAAAGGAUAACCACAUCUCCAUUUGCCUUCCAUUUUAACAAAAAUUACUCAACUAUUGUACAAAUUGUUUCUAAGUUGGUCUAUACCUCAACUUAUUCAGUAAAACUCAUUGAGCUAAAUCUGUAAAGAUUCACUUUACUUGAAUUUCAUUAUUCAUGCGACGGCCUUGUAACGAUCUCAAAAUCAAUUCAUUGGAUUGUUAUUAUUUUGUACGGGACGCAUCAAUUCAAUUCAUGUUAAUGAACAUGUAUUUCUUUUUCAUUGGUGCUUAAUUCUAACAACAUAAUGCAUGUAUGCUUAGAUUAAUAUAGACUGAUUAAAAUUCAUUGAACUUGAA